CCCCCCCUUCGCUCCCUCUGCACGUCGGUGUGCGGCGGCGCGUACUAUCUGGCGUAGGGAUGCGUGUUUAUUCUCCGCUUACCUGCCAGGAGGUAAGAUAGAGGUUGGGCAGGGCAUGUGUGGGAUAGGUAUAUGGCGUCUUUUUCCUUCUUCUUCUCGUCUUCGUCUCCCCCCCCUGGCUCGGCGGCAUCCGAUUCCACAGAUGGGCAAGUGUUGUUGUUGUUGUUGUACCGUGCCGCAUCGUGUGGCGUCGUGGGUUUAUCUAUGGGUGUUUUCUUUUCGUGUUCUCGCAAUAAUCCUCGCUCAUCACUCGAUAAUCGACAGCGCCACGCCACGCUCGUCCCUCUAUCUCCUCGUCCUCUCCUCUCCCCCCCCUUCCCGUCACCACCACUAAAAUCCUCCAAUCCCUCCGACCCAGACCCUCUCUUCAGCUCAGCUCCCCACCAGAGUACCCGAGCUCCCCAAGCUAACCCGUCUAACUCUUAUCUACCUAUUUAUACGCGCCCCUGUCUCUCGCUCGCCGACCGCCAUCUAUCUCUCGGCCCCUCUGCCUUAGCUUCGCGUCGCUUCGGCAGGGCGCAGCCGUUAGCCGCAGCCGCACCUCGCUACCGUCGUAGCGACUGGCUUCCUCUCUCCGUGUCUUUCUAUCUCUCUCUCUCUCUCUCUCUCUUUCUCUCUCUCUCUUUAUCUCUCUCUCUCUCUCUCUCUCUCCUCUAUCCCUCUCUCUAUGCAUCCCGCUCUUCUACGCAUACGCGCCCAUGCUAAGUCGGAUGGUGGUGCCGUGCUGACCAGCAGGGCGGUUGUGCGAAGCGAUAUGUCGGGAGGGAGCUGAGCUGCAGACGAGGCAGGAUGGCGCCCAAGCAUGCGUCUGCCCGCCGACGACGCCGAGGGCAGAACCAACGCCUACCCACCCGAUGUAUUGGGCAGAUGCAGAUGCGGAUAGAUAUGUAAGUGUGCAAUAUGCAAGAUGGGUGACCGGACGGACGGACGCCUCGAGCUGACCUGUCUGUCCCCA
This is a messenger RNA of Durotheca rogersii, 1015 nucleotides long. RefSeq lists its product as uncharacterized. The coding region runs from base 133 to 765 and encodes 210 amino acids. The record is from RefSeq and is a predicted model, not a curated record. The transcript has a single exon. Lineage: Eukaryota; Fungi; Ascomycota; Sordariomycetes; Xylariales; Xylariaceae.